CAGAUAUAUAUAGAUGGAACUAAAAACAGAUUUUGCAAUAUCCUAAUUUGCAUAUUGUGAUUAUGCAAACAAUACAUUUUCCAAUUUCACCAUCAGAUGGACAAUGAAGAGUCCCUACAUGUCUGAAAAUAAAAAUCUCCUUUAAAAACAAGUGUAUCUCAACCUUGCAACAAUGGCAAACCCAAACCAUGGGGGAAGAGCGGUCCAAUUGACCCCGAGUGGCUGCCUCCCCAAAACAGAACCACAUUCAAGGCCAAGGCCCAUAGUCGGUGUGAAGGAGGCUGACCUGCAGUCCUUUCUAAGUAACGGAGUAUUCUGUUACAAAUAAUAAAACCCCCCCCCACAAAGUAUACAGGAUGUGCAUGUCCCACAGUUGUACAUAAAUCAGAUCAGACUAAGGCAACAUGUUGUAUGCAGAGUGUUCUUUAUAGUGAAAUUACCCUCUUCCAUUUUCCCAGUGGCUGUGAUCAUUGUAACGAGUGGUUCCAUGGAGACUGCAUUAACAUCACAGAGAAGAUGGCCAAAGCCAUUCGGGAGUGGUACUGCAUGCAGUGUCGAGGUGAGCAGUGCUUCGGAGCUAGCCUGUUAGAAGAGCUUUGUGGGGCAUGAUUUACCUUGUACUGGAGGGGUAUGUCUGAGUUUUCUUUCUGUGUAUCACCUUUAGAGAAGCAUCCACACCUUGAAAUCAAAUACCGCCACAAAAAGUCCAAGGAAAGGGAGCGAGAACCUGAGAGAGAGGAGAGUGAGGAGAACCUUAAAAAUGAACGCAGGAAGAACAGCUCCAGCAGCAGCAGCAGAGUAAAUAUCCCUAAAACUUUAAUCCAUACGCAGUAACUAUAAUACACUGUGUUAUAAACUGUAUUAUAAAUCAUUCAUCCAUACGCAGUAACUAUAAUACACUGACUGCUAUAAACUGCAUUAUAAAUCAUUCAUCCAUACGCAGUAACUAUAAUACACUGACUGUGCUAUAAACUGUAUUAUAAAUCAUUCAUCCAUACGCAGUAUGUAAUACACUGACUGUGCUAUAAACUGUAUUAUAAAUCAUUCAUCCAUACGCAGUAACUAUAAUACACUGACUGCUAUAAACUGUAUUAUAAAUCAUUCAUCCAUACGCAGUAACUAUAAUACACUGACUGUGCUAUAAACUGUAUUAUAAAUCAUUCAUCCAUACGCAGUAACUAUAAUACACUGACUGCUAUAAACUGUAUCAUAAAUCAUUCAUCCAUACGCAGUAACUAUAAUACACUGACUGUGCUAUAAACUGUAUUAUAAAUCAUUCAUUCAUACGCAGUAACUAUAAUACACUGACUGUGCUAUAAACUGUAUUAUAAAUCAUUCAUCCAUACGCAGUAACUAUAAUACACUGACUGUGCUAUAAACUGCAUUAUAAAUCAUUCAUCCAUACGCAGUAACUAUAAUACACUGACUGCUAUAAACUGUAUUAUGAAUCAUUCAUCCAUACGCAGUAACUAUAAUACACUGACUGCUAUAAACUGUAUUAUAAAUCAUUCAUCCAUACGCAGUAACUAUAAUACACUGACUGCUAUAAACUGUAUUAUAAAUCAUUCAUCCAUACGCAGUAACUAUAAUACACUGACUGUGCUAUAAACUGCAUUAUAAAUCAUUCAUCCAUACGCAGUAACUAUAAUACACUGACUGUGCUAUAAACUGUAUUAUAAAUCAUUCAUCCAUACACAACUAUAAUACACUGACUAUAAACUGUAUUAGAAAUCAUUCAUCCAUCUAUAAUACACUGACUGCUAUAAACUGUAUUAUGAAUCAUCAUCCAGUAACUAUAAUACACUGACUGCUAUAAACUGUAUUAUGAAUCAUUCAUCCAUACGCAGUAACUAUAAUACACUGACUGUGCUAUAAACUGUAUUAUAAAUCAUUCAUCCAUACGCAGUAACUAUAAUACACUGACUGCUAUAAACUGUAUUAUAAAUCAUUCAUCCAUACGCAGUAACUAUAAUACACUGACUGUGCUAUAAACUGCACUAUAAAUCAUUCAUCCAUACGCAGUAACUAUAAUACACUGACUGUGCUAUAAACUGUAUUAUAAAUCAUUCAUCCAUACACAGUAACUAUAAUACACUGACUGCUAUAAACUGUAUUAGAAAUCAUUCAUCCAUACACAGUAACUAUAAUACACUGACUGCUAUAAACUGUAUUAGAAAUCAUUCAUCCAUACGCAGUAACUAUAAUACACUGACUGUGCUAUAAACUGUCUAAUAAAUCAUUCAUCCAUACGCAGUAACUAUAAUACACUGACUGUGCUAUAAACUGUAUUAUAAAUCAUUCAUCCAUACGCAGUAACUAUAAUACACUGACUGUGCUAUAAACUGUAUUAUAAAUCAUUCAUCCAUACGCAGUAACUAUAAUACACUGACUGUGCUAUAAACUGUAUUAUAAAUCAUUCAUCCAUACGCAGUAACUAUAAUACACUGACUGUGCUAUAAACUGUAUUAUAAAUCAUUCAUCCAUACGCAGUAACUAUAAUACACUGACUGUGCUAUAAACUGUAUUAUAAAUCAUUCAUCCAUACGCAGUAACUAUAAUACACUGACUGUGCUAUAAACUGCAUUAUAAAUCAUUCAUCCAUACGCAGUAACUAUAAUACACUGACUGCUAUAAACUGUAUUAUAAAUCAUUCAUCCAUACGCAGUAACUAUAAUACACUGACUGCUAUAAACUGCAUUAUAAAUCAUUCAUCCAUACGCAGUAACUAUAAUACACUGACUGUGCUAUAAACUGUCUAUAAAUCAUUCAUCCACACGCAGGCAACUAUAUACACUGACUGUGCUAUAAACUGUAUUAUAAAUCAUCAUCCAUACGCAGUAACUAUAAUACACUGACUGUGCUAUAAACUGUAUAAAUCAUUCAUCCAUAAUGAAAACUGUAAUACACUGACUGUGCUAAACUGUAUUAUAAAUCAUUCAUCCAUAACAGUAACUAUAAUACACUGACUGUAAAGUAUAAACUGUAUUAUAAAUCAUUCAUCCAUACGCAGUAACUAUAAUACACUGACUGUGCUAUAAACUGUAUUAUAAAUCAUUCAUCCAUACGCAGUAACUAUAAUACACUGACUGUGCUAUAAACUGCAUUAUAAAUCAUUCAUCCAUACGCAGUAACUAUAAUACACUGACUGUGCUAUAAACUGUAUUAUAAAUCAUUCAUCCAUACGCAGUAACUAUAAUACACUGACUGCUAUAAACUGUAUCAUAAAUCAUUCAUCCAUACGCAGUAACUAUAAUACACUGACUGUGCUAUAAACUGCACUAUAAAUCAUUCAUCCAUACGCAGUAACUAUAAUACACUGACUGUGCUAUAAACUGUAUUAUAAAUCAUUCAUCCAUACGCAGUAACUAUAAUACACUGACUGCUAUAAACUGUAUUAUAAAUCAUUCAUCCAUACGCAGUAACUAUAAUACACUGACUGCUAUAAACUGCAUUAUAAAUCAUUCAUCCAUACGCAGUAACUAUAAUACACUGACUGUGCUAUAAACUGUCUAAUAAAUCAUUCAUCCAUACGCAGUAACUAUAAUACACUGACUGUGCUAUAAACUGUCUAAUAAAUCAUUCAUCCAUACGCAGUAACUAUAAUACACUGACUGUGCUAUAAACUGCAUUAUGAAUCAUUCAUCCAUACGCAGUAACUAUAAUACACUGACUGUGCUAUAAACUGCAUUAUAAAUCAUUCAUCCAUACGCAGUAACUAUAAUACACUGACUGUGCUAUAAACUGUAUUAUAAAUCAUUCAUCCAUACGCAGUAACUAUAAUACACUGACUGUGCUAUAAACUGUAUUAUAAAUCAUUCAUCCAUACGCAGUAACUAUAAUACACUGACUGUGCUAUAAACUGCAUUAUAAAUCAUUCAUCCAUACGCAGUAACUAUAAUACACUGACUGUGCUAUAAACUGCAUUAUAAAUCAUUCAUCCAUACGCAGUAACUAUAAUACACUGACUGUGCUAUAAACUGUAUUAUAAAUCAUUCAUCCAUACGCAGUAACUAUAAUACACUGACUGUGCUAUAAACUGUAUUAUAAAUCAUUCAUCCAUACGCAGUAACUAUAAUACACUGACUGUGCUAUAAACUGUAUUAUAAAUCAUUCAUCCAUACGCGGUAACUAUAAUACACUGACUGUGCUAUAAACUGUAUUAUAAAUCAUUCAUCCAUACGCAGUAACUAUAAUACACUGACUGUGCUAUAAACUGUAUUAUAAAUCAUUCAUCCAUACGCAGUAACUAUAAUACACUGACUGUGCUAUAAACUGUAUUAUAAAUCAUUCAUCCAUACGCAGUAACUAUAAUACACUGACUGUGCUAUAAACUGUAUUAUAAAUCAUUCAUCCAUACGCAGUAUGUAAUACACUGACUGUGCUAUAAACUGUAUUAUAAAUCAUUCAUCCAUACGCAGUAACUAUAAUACACUGACUGUGCUAUAAACUGUAUUAUAAAUCAUUCAUCCAUACGCAGUAACUAUAAUACACUGACUGUGCUAUAAACUGCAUUAUAAAUCAUUCAUCCAUACGCAGUAACUAUAAUACACUGACUGUGCUAUAAACUGUAUUAUAAAUCAUUCAUCCAUACGCAGUAACUAUAAUACACUGACUGUGCUAUAAACUGUAUUAUAAAUCAUUCAUCCAUACGCAGUAACUAUAAUACACUGACUGUGCUAUAAACUGUAUUAUAAAUCAUUCAUCCAUACGCAGUAACUAUAAUACACUGACUGUGCUAUAAACUGUAUUAUAAAUCAUUCAUCCAUACACAGUAACUAUAAUACACUGACUGCUAUAAACUGUAUUAGAAAUCAUUCAUCCAUACACAGUAACUAUAAUACACUGACUGCUAUAAACUGUAUUAGAAAUCAUUCAUCCAUACGCAGUAACUAUAAUACACUGACUGUGCUAUAAACUGUCUAAUAAAUCAUUCAUCCAUACGCAGUAACUAUAAUACACUGACUGUGCUAUAAACUGUAUUAUAAAUCAUUCAUCCAUACGCAGUAACUAUAAUACACUGACUGUGCUAUAAACUGUAUUAUAAAUCAUUUAUCCAUACGCAGUAACUAUAAUACACUGACUGCUAUAAACUGUAUUAUAAAUCAUUCAUCCAUACGCAGUAACUAUAAUACACUGACUGUGCUAUAAACUGUAUUAUGAAUCAUUCAUCCAUACGCAGUAACUAUAAUACACUGACUGAAGUAUAUAAACUGUAUUAUAAAUCAUCUAAUCCAUAACAAGAAAACUAUAAUACACUGGACGCUAUAAACUGUAUUAUAAAUCAUUCAUCCAUACGCCGUAACUAUAAUACACCGACUGUGCUAUAAAACUGUAUUAUAAAUCAUUCUUUCAUCCAUACGCUAGUAACUAUGCAAUACACUGACUAAAGUUAUAAACCGUAUUAUAAAUCAUUCAUCCAUACGCAGUAUGUAAUACACUGACUGUGCUAUAAACUGUAUUAUAAAUCAUUCAUCCAUACGCAGUAACUAUAAUACACUGACUGCUAUAAACUGUAUUAUAAAUCAUUCAUCCAUACGCAGUAACUAUAAUAAUACACUGACUGUGCUAUAAACUGUAUUAUAAAUCAUUCCAUAUACGCAGUAACUAUAAUACACUGACUGUGCUAUAAACUGCAUAAAAUCAUUCCAUAUACGCAGUAAUAUAUACAACUGCUAUAAACUGUAUUAUGAAUCAUUCAUCCAUACGCAGUAACUAUAAUACACUGACUGCUAUAAACUGUAUUAUAAAUCAUUCAUCCAUACGCAGUAACUAUAAUACACUGACUGUGCUAUAAACUGUAUUAUAAAUCAUUCAUCCAUACGCAGUAACUAUAAUACACUGACUGCUAUAAACUGUAUUAUAAAUCAUUCAUCCAUACGCAGUAACUAUAAUACACUGACUGUGCUAUAAACUGCAUUAUAAAUCAUUCAUCCAUACGCAGUAACUAUAAUACACUGACUGUGCUAUAAACUGUAUUAUAAAUCAUUCAUCCAUACACAGUAACUAUAAUACACUGACUGCUAUAAACUGUAUUAGAAAUCAUUCAUCCAUACACAGUAACUAUAAUACACUGACUGCUAUAAACUGUAUUAGAAAUCAUUCAUCCAUACGCAGUAACUAUAAUACACUGACUGUGCUAUAAACUGUCUAAUAAAUCAUUCAUCCAUACGCAGUAACUAUAAUACACUGACUGUGCUAUAAACUGUAUUAUAAAUCAUUCAUCCAUACGCAGUAACUAUAAUACACUGACUGUGCUAUAAACUGUAUUAUAAAUCAUUCAUCCAUACGCAGUAACUAUAAUACACUGACUGUGCUAUAAACUGUAUUAUAAAUCAUUCAUCCAUACGCAGUAACUAUAAUACACUGACUGUGCUAUAAACUGUAUUAUAAAUCAUUCAUCCAUACGCAGUAACUAUAAUACACUGACUGUGCUAUAAACUGUAUUAUAAAUCAUUCAUCCAUACGCAGUAACUAUAAUACACUGACUGUGCUAUAAACUGCAUUAUAAAUCAUUCAUCCAUACGCAGUAACUAUAAUACACUGACUGUGCUAUAAACUGUAUUAUAAAUCAUUCAUCCAUACGCAGUAACUAUAAUACACUGACUGUGCUAUAAACUGUUACAAGCACAAGGCAUCUUUCAAUUUUUGUUUUUUGCGGUUUAGAUCAGCAUAUUAUAUUCAUAUAAUCACUUGACUGCCUUGUUCUUCUUGUGUCCCAUUAAAGGGAUCCAUCAGGCACAAUAACCAGUUCAUCCCAUUUAAGUGGUUAUAGUGCCUGAAGUCCCCCGGGCGCUGUCCAUCCUUUCAGUGUUAAUCCACUUCAGACAGUUAAAUACUGAAUGAAGCUCCCUGGCCACCCACCUGAAAGUGUGGUAAGGCAAUGAUUACACACUUCCUUGUUACAAUGCCUAAUUAUACCAGCAGUGGGCGCUGUGAUAGGCUCAAAACAGUCAGUUAACACUCAUAUCCAAUCACAUCUAUCCAUUGCUGUUCAGGCUAAUGUUUCCUCAUUAGUCCAAUUAGCACAGAGAGGCUGGGUGUGACGAGAGCAAUCUCGCCACAUUGCAUUGGAGGAACCUGGUUGCCCGCUUGCUCCCUUUAGACCAGUGGUAGUCAACCUUUUUCUACCUACCGCCCACUAAUGCAUCUUUUUGGUUGAAAAAAUUUCCUUACCGCCCACCAGUUUUCGCGCAAGUGCUGAAUAUUUUUUAGAAAGGAGGGUGUUUUAAAAAAAAUAAAUGUACGUACAUUUAUCUUUUUAUUUCUACUUAAUGCAUGCUUAUAAUGUUUUUAACUUUAUAAAGUUUAAUGAGAAAACAAUAAAGUAAAUUGAAAUUACCGUUACUAGUGAUUAAUGAGAUCCUUAAGGCUGAUGCUGCGAGACUAAAUAUUUGAUAUCUGGUUCGAUUUUCGUAAGGAACAAACGAAGGUCUCCUCUUUCGGUGAUAUUCAGACGACUUCUCUGUUUCCGCAUAAUAUGAUUUCUCAUCUGUGCGUCAGCUCCCCUCCUCUCCCUCCUCAAUUCCCCUCCCCACCUUUUUUUAAAAAAAUUUUUUUUUUUUAACCUUCCUUAUAGCAAUGCCCAGUAGGAAGGCUGUGCUAGCUAUCCCACUUACUAUUACUUACUAUAGCCCACUAUAACGGACAGGCACACAUACAUACAUACAUACAGACACACACAUACAUACAGACAUACACACACAAGACACAGACAUGCAUACAGACACACACAGACAUGCACACAGACAUGCAUACAGACACACUAAUCUUGAGAGACCGGGCGGGCGGAACCGCCGGUCCUGCAUAUGGAGGGUUCCAUCGGGUGGCCCGUGCUGUCAGGGCCACCCGAUGGAUGUGGAUUGUAAGGGGGCCCGGUCACAGCUGGGCGCUUUAACAGCGCGACCGGGCCCACUGUGAUUACAUCACCGAGCUGGGAGGAAGUGACUGCACGUCACUCCUCCUAGCUAACACUGAGAGCCGCGCGGGAGGAAGACCAGAGAGUGGGAACUCUGACUCCCAUCCACCUGAGCCACCACUGGACCCCAGGGAAAGUCACCCUCCUGCACCUUAAAGGUAGGAAACAGGAGGGUGAAUAAAAUAUUUUGUGUGUGUAUGCAUCUUUGUAUGUGUGUCUUAUGUAUGUGUCUUUGUAUGUAUGUGUGUGUCUUUGUGUGUAUGUCUGUGUGUGUAUGUGCCUUUGUAUGUAUGUCUUAUGUGUGUCUGUAUGCAUGUCUGUGUGUGUCUGUAUGCAUGUAUGUGUCUUGUGUGUGUAUAUCUGUAUGUGUGCCUGUCUGUGUGUCUGUAUGUAUGUAUGUGUGCCUGUCUGUUAUAGUGGGCUAUAGUAAGUAAUAGGACGUGGGAUACCUAGCACAGCCUUCCUACUGGGCAUUGCUAUAAGGAAGGUUAAAAAAAAAAAAAUUUAAAAAAGGGGGGGGAAAAGGUGGGGAGGGGAAUUGAGGAGGGAGAGGAGGGGAGCUGACGCACAGAUGAGAAAUAGUGAUGUCCCGAACGGUUGGCCGAACAGUUCGCCGCGGACGGCGAACAUAUGACCCUGUACCUCACAGUCAGCAGACACAUUCCAGCCAAUCAGCAGCAGACCCUCCCUCCCAAACCCUCCCACCCAAACCCUCCCACCUCCUGGACAGCUCACUAAGAAUGCAGCUCAAAAUGGAUGCUGUCCAGGUGGUGGGAGGGUCUGGGAGGGAGGGUCUGCUGCUGUUUGGCUGGAAUGUGUCUGCUGACUGUGAGGUACAGGGUCAUAUGUUAGCCGUCCGUGGCGAACCGUUCGGGACAUCACUAAUGAGAAAUCAUAUUAUGCGCAAACAGAGAAGUAGUCUGAAUAUCAAUUUACUCUAUAAAGUUUAAUGAGAAAACAAUAAAGUUAAAAACAUUAUAAACAUGCAUUAAGGAGAAAUAAAAAGAUAAAUGUACGUACAUUUAUUUUUUUUAAAACACUCUCCUUUCUAAAAAAUAUUCUGCAUUUGCGUGAAAACUGGUGGGCGGUAACAACAUUUUUUCAACCAAAAAGAUGCAUUAGUGGGCGGUAGGUAUAAAAAAGUUUGACUACCACUGCUUUAGACUAUGGACCAGACUUUUAAAACACUUUAUUUUCCGUGCAGAAAGGCUUAUUCAUGCCUUUCUGCCAGGGCGUUCGGUAGAUUUUAUCUACCGAACAAAAUACCGAAGUCGUGACCACCGGGAAGCUGGCGUGUGCCUUCAAUUCACCUCCCUUAAGCUAGCGUGUGCCGUCAAUUGACCACCCAAUAGCUGCUGUUAACCGCAGCUUAAUUGUCUGUUACUGGGUGACCGCGGGUUACACUUAGCGGCCGCUAGGUGGCGGUGUUAUGGAGCUCCCCGCACGGCCAGCGUUGCUCAGCCCGGAAAUCAGUGCACUAAAAGCGGACACUUUUACAUGCAGGCACCGCUGAGCCUCCAGCCUUCCCUGCUUCUAUUCGGCACUUUACUUCAGUGAAUGUUUUAACCCAGAUAGCUAUGCCAUGGAGCCUAUUCGUAUAAUUAAAGACUUUGGCUCCAUGGCAAUUGAACUGUGUGAAUAGGAUCUGAGCGCUAUUUGGUAGUUAUGUGCGCUCAGAUCCCAGCCAUCUGGGGAUAUGUGACAUGUAUGGAUUUUAUGUAUUAAAUGAAACUUUGUAUAUUUUAAAGUAUUUUUGUGUCCCCACAUGUAUAAUGGCGAUUUGCCUCUGUCCUGGGAGAUAAUUGGAUUACUUCCCAAUUAUCUCCAGGAUAGAGGGAGGGAAAUUAGGAUGCAUUGUGGGGAUGUUUUACUUCUGUGUGUCUGAAUGUGAUACAUGUCUGUCUGUGUUACAGUCUCCCAUUUGGUCCCCUAGCGGAGGGUCCACCAGGUGGGAGACCUGUAUAAAUAUUGGGCAGGUAGCCCUGAAUAAAUCAGACCACUGCUUAACCCUCAACACGAAGCCUUGUCUCGUUCUUGGGGGGAUUUACUGUAUGCUGUUAGAGACUGAUUGCUAGGAGUGUAAGCCGCUUGGGUGCUUUUCCUAUUCGUCUGCUAGCAGCUAUUCGUGAGGUUCCAGUUCGGGAGUUUGGAGUGCUAUUUUGUAUGCAGUUCGGGAGUUUGGUGUUCUGCAGUAGCUGUGCCUGUAUCUCUGGAAGGGGAAGAUCUUCUAAACGCCGGUUUAACCCUAUUAUGCCUGGGGGUGCCGUUACACUUGGCGUCUAGGGACUCUCGUUUAAAUUUGAAACAUUAAAAACGGUUUAGCACUGAGGACUCCAAACACUAUAACUACAUAAAUGAGUGGAAGCAGUGACCAUGCCUAAAGUAUCCUUUUAAUAUCACUGUAGGUGGUUUUGCUUUUUAUUUGUCGAUCACAUUGUCUGGCAUGCAGUGAGAAUGUGUUUUUUUUUGUUUUUUUUCUAAUUUAUGUGUCCAAUACUACAGAAUUGUGUUGUAAGUCACUGUCUGUGUUUGUCUCCCUUUUAGCAACAGAUCAAGCGAUCAGCACGCAUGUGUGGAGAAUGUGAGUCAUGUUGUCGAACUGAGGAUUGCGGUCAGUGUGACUUCUGCAGAGAUAUGAAGAAGUUUGGAGGCCCCAAUAAGAUUCGGCAAAAAUGCCGACUCCGCCAAUGCCAAGUGAGAGCAAGGGUAAGAGUGUCGCCUUCUGACGGCUAUUUUUAUUUUUUCUAAUCAGAGUUGCUCUGUCCCAGUUUUUCCUAUACUUUGCGAGCCUCUGAAUUAUCCCCUGCCGUCAGUGGUUUCCCUUAAAAGAUUGCUCCAAAAUUCUUUUCCCCCUGUUUACCACUUCAGUGGCUCUGCUCAAUCUAACACCCCCAUGCUUUGCCCUUUCUCCCUAGAAAAUGCUGCGUGUGAGAGAUGAUGAGGUUUCAACUUUUAGGGACACACCCGAGCCACCAAGUCUCGCUGAGUCUUUAUCAGAUGAUGAUCUACCGUUGGAUCCAGAGUUGUAUCAGGAACUUUGUGCUGGAGGAGCGUUUGAUGACCAGAAUCUGGUAGCUGGGAUUUUCAGUGGGUUGAUGGGAGGUUUAGAUAGGUGACACAUGUCUAUACCUAACUAUUUGGGUUUCUACAGCCAUGGCUCAGUGAUACAGAUGAUACUCCAUUCCUCGAUUCUGUUCUGAGAAAGAGAGCUGUGAAAGUCAAGCAUGUAAAAAGGCGCGAGAAGAAAUCUGAGAAAAAGGUAACUCGGAAAAUGCAAAUAAUUGCGUUUAUUGAAUUUGCAUUAAAUAAUUAAAAAGUCAAAGAAUAUUCUGGUAUUGGCUAGUUGGCAUCUACUGGGGAUCUGCUCUAUAGAACUGAACACAAUACUCUAGGUGAGAUCCUACCGGGGAUCUAUAAAGUACUACCACUAACUCUCUAUGUCCUCCUGGGAUCUGCUCUAUAGAACUGAACACAAUACUCUAGGUGAGAUCUUACCGGGGAUCUAUAAAGUACUAUCACUACCUCUCUAUAUCCUCCUGGAAUCUGCUCUAUAGAACUGAACACAAUACUCUAGGUGAGAUCUUACCAGGGAUCUAUAAAGUACUAUCACUACCUCUCUAUGUCCUCCUGGGAUCUGCUCUAUAGAACUGAACACAAUACUCUAGGUGAGAUCUUACCAGGGAUCUAUAAAGUACUAUCACUACCUCUCUAUGUCCUCCUGGGAUCUGCUCUAUAGAACUAAACACAGAAACAUAGAAUGUGACGGCAGAUAAGAACCAUUCGGCCCAUCUAGUCUGCCCAAUUUUCCAAAUACUUUCAUUAGUCCCUGGCCUUAUCUUAAGUCUAGGAUAGCCGCAUGCUUAAACUCCCUCACUGUGUUAACGUCUACCACUUCAGCUGGAAGGCUAUUCCAUGCGUCCACUACCCUCUCUUUAAAGUUAUACUUCCUGAAAUUAUUUUUAAACCCUUGCCUCUCUAAUUUAAGACUAUGUCCUCUUGUUGUGGUAGUUUUUCUUCUUUUAAAUAUAGUUUCCUCCUUUACGGUGAGGAAAGGAGAGUUCAUUUAAGGCAAAGAAAAGUUGUUGUUUUUUUACAGUAAGAGCAAUAAGGAUAUGGAAUUCUCUGCCUGAAGAGCUGGUUUUAUCAGAGUCUCUACAGAUGUUUAAACUGCAAUUGGAUAAAUACUUGCAAAAACAUACAGGGAUAUAAUUUCUAAUUAGUGGGGCAAUAGCUGCUUGAUCCAAAGAGACAUCUGACUGCUAUUUUGGGGUCUAGAAGGAAUUUUUUCCUAGUUUGUUGCAAAAUUGGAAGCAACAGCAAAAACAAAUGUGAGGAAGGCUGAACUUGAUGGAUGCACGUCUCUCUUUAGCUAUGUAACUAUGUAACCGAGUUGAUUCCCUUUAUGUAUGUAAAUGUUUCUAUCAUAUCCCCCCCGUCUCGUCUUUUCUCCGAGCUAUACAUGUUAAGAUCAUUUAACCUUUCCUUGUAAGUUUUAUCUUACAACCAAGCAUUCUGCCAGCAUGUCCUGCUGCUCUAUUACAUUGUCUGCCUACCUUUAAGCCAUCUGAAAUAAUUACUCCUAAAUCCCUUUCCUCAGAUGUUGAGGUUAGUAGGGUAUCACAUAGUCUGUACUCUGCCCUUGGGUUUUUACACCUAAGAGGCAUUAACUUGCACUUAUCCAUAUUAAAUGUUGGUUGCCACAGCUCUGACCAUUUUUCUAAUUUACCUAAAUCAUUUGCCAUUUGGCUUAUCCCUCCUGGAACAUCAACACUGUUGCACAUUUUAGUAUCAUCCGCAAAAAGACAUACAUUACCAUCAAGACCUUCUGCAAUAUCACUAAUAAAAAUAUUAAAGAAAAUGGGUCCAAGUACAGAUCCCUGAGGUACCCCACUGGUGACAAGUCCAAGCUCCGAAUAUAUUCCAUUAACUACAACCCUCUGUUGCCUGUCACUCAGCCACUGCCUAACCCAUUCAACAAUAUUGGAAUCCAAACUUAAAGAUUGCAGUUUAUUGAUAAGCCUUCUAUGUGCAACAGUGUCAAAAGCCUUACUGAAAUCUAGGUAAGUAAUGUCUACUGCACCACCCUGAUCUACAAUUUUAGUUACCCAAUCAAAAUAAUCAAUAAGAUUAGUUUGGCAUGAUCUCCCUGAAGUAAACCCAUGUUGUCUCUGAUCUUAAAAUCCAUGUGAUUUUAGAUGUUCAUCAAUCCUAUCCUUUAACAUGGUUUCCAUUACUUUCCCCACUACUGGAGUAAGGCUUACUGGCCUAUAGUUGCCCGACUCCUCCCUACUACCAUCCUUGUGAAUGGGCACAACAUUCGCUAACUUCCAAUCUUCUGGAACUACUCCUGUUAACAAUGAUUGGUUAAAUAAAUCUGUUAAAGGGACACUCCAGGCACCCAGACCACUUCUGCCCAUUGGAGUGGUCUGGGUGCCAAUUCCCACUACUCUUAAGCCUGCAAGUGUAAUUAUUUAUUUUUUAUAAACUGCAAUAAUUACCUUGCAGGGUUAACUCCACCUCUAGUGGAGCCACUAGAGGGCACUUCCUGGUUUCUAGCACAGGAUUUUCAAUGCUUUCCUAUGGGGAGCGCUAAUGCGCAUGCGCUGCAUUGCCGCCCGUGCGCAUUAGGUCUCCCCGGCCGGUGGGCGGAAUCAGUCUUGCCUACCGGCUGACUCAUUCAGAGGGAGGAGCGGCGCGAAGGAAGAAGCAGUGACGUGGGACAUCGUCGCUGCCGCCGGUAAGUUACUGAAGGGGUUUUUACCCCUUCAGCAACCGGGGAUUAGGGGGUGGCACUGGAGUUUCCCUUUAAUGGUUUUGCUAGUACAUCACGAAGUGAGAUCUUAUCGGGGAUCUAUAAAGUACUUUCACUAUUACUCCAUGUCUUGGGAUCUGCUCUAUAGAACUGAAAACAAUACUCUUGGCUUGUUUUACCAAUUAUUAAGCAAUAUAUUUGCCUUACAGUCUUAUUUGAAAUGUUUUAAGUGUGUUUUGUUUUGUUUAGUGCUAAUGUUGUCAACCUAAAUCUACGUUUCCCAAGUGGUCCUGUCUUCUCUCGUACUUUUAUGGUAAAUUUGUUUUGAUGUAUAGUGUGUAAAAUAAGAUGACAUUCUCCCUUCUCCCACAGAUAGUACUCUGACAGGUGAACAUUCUCACAGAGGUUAUUGGGAAAAUACUGAUCCAGCAAGUCUGAUGUGAAAGGGGUUCAAUAAGGAGGAAAUGGUUCCUUCUCAGUUUUCUUAUGCAUCAGUGGUCUAAGCACACAUUUAGAUCAUUGUAGGCAAACACUGCGAUUUUCUGCAAACUGUGUGUUGGACUUAUACAUUUUAAGUGCAAUUAAAUGUACAAUUUGCAGAGAAUCUGCAUGCAUUUUACCUACACCUUGCAGAUUCUGUUGUUUUUGUUUUUUCUUCUUUUAGUCACAAAGGUUAGUGAAUAGACCCUUGAAAGUUUCCUUUGUUCAUGCAGAAGGACGAUAAAUAUAAGCGGCACAAACAAAAACAAAGGCACAAGGACAAAGCUAAGCACUCAGAGCGCCUGGAGAACAGGGACUUCUCGUCUCUACGACAGUGUCUCGGACCUAGCUGUGUGCAGCCAGCCCGAGCCACCUCCAAGUACUGCUCUGACGACUGUGGCAUGAAACUGGCAGCCAAGUGAGUCUUGCUCUACGCCAGCUUCCACCUUACCAUCUUCUAAUAUUUAGCUGUAUAACGCCAACUUAUUCCGCUGCUUUUUACAAUUUUACAUUUGCGUUGCAUGAUCACAAGCAAUAUAUGAAUAACAUGCUGUCGGUGCCACAUUAUGUCUCACUGGAUAUCGCUUGUUUUUAGUCGCAUAUAUGAGAUCCUUCCUCAGCGCAUCCAGCAGUGGCAGCAGAGCCCGUGCAUUGCUGAGGAGCAAGGAAAGAAGCUUUUGGAAAGGAUCCGGCGAGAGCAGCAACAGGCGCGCACCAAACUUCAAGAGAUGGAGCGGAAAUUUCACGAGUUAGAGGCCCUUAUCAGUAAGGCAAAACAACAGCAUGUUCGUGAAGAUGAAGAGGUGAGCUUUGGUGUUAUGUCUGCCAUGGGAGGCCUAAGCAAUGUGAGGGAGUGUCUGCCAUGAAAGGCUUAAGGAGCUGUGAUGGUAUGUGAUCUCUGAGGGUAACUUUCAGGAUCCUCUUCAGAUAUUACUUUCCGUUAGGUUAAGAUCUGUAUCUCAGGGGGAAUCGGCUGCAUAGUGGAGAUGAAAGAGUGUCUCACAUUAACUUGUCUUUUCUCCACAGACCAAUGAUGGCGACAGUGAUGACAACGACUUGCAGAUCUUUUGUGUGUCCUGUGGGCACCCUGUGAACCCUAAAGUUGCUUUAAGACACAUGGAGCGCUGCUAUGCCAAGGUCAGCUUUUAUUCCCUUCCUGCUGCUAUUGGGAGUCUUAUUUUGGACCGGGUUUAUAGAGGUGCGGUUUCUUUGACCCAUUAGCGAGUUUCAUUGUGUGUAAUAGUUAACAAAAAGUUUUAUGGAUAACAUGCUUCCUUUCAUAUGACUUGUUUGGGGGCAGGGAAACCUCCGAAACAUGUCUGUUUAUUGCAUAUUUUCUCUUAUUUUCCAUAGUAUGAGAGCCAGACAUCCUUUGGUUCCAUGUACCCUACACGAAUCGAAGGGUAAGGAUUGCUAAGACAACAACUCAUCACCUACAAACUGUCCUUUCUUGCCCCCGUCACAUCACUGUCCUUUCUUGCCCCGUCACAUCGCUGUCCUUUCUUGCCCCCGUCACAUCGCUGUCCUUUCUUGCCCCCGUCACAUCGCUGUCCUUUCUUGCCCCCGUCACAUCGCUGUCCUUUUCUUGCCCCCCUGCCACAUCGCUGUCCUUUCUUGCCCCGCCACAUCGCUGUUCUUUUGCCCCGUCAUCAGCUGUCCUUUCUUGCCCCGCCACAUCGCUGUCCUUUCUUGCCCCGUCACAUUGCUGUCCUUUCUGCCCCGGCCCCAUCGCUGUCCUUUCUGCCCCUCACACAUCGCUGUCCUUUCUUUACAUCGCUGUCCUUUCUUGCCCCGUCACAUCGCUGUCCUUUCUUGCCCCGUCACAUCGCUGUCCUUUCUUGCCCCGUCACAUCGCUGUCCUUUCUUGCCCCCGUCACAUCGCUGUCCUUUCUUGCCCCGUCACAUCUCUGUCCUUUCUUGCCCCGUCACAUCUCUGUCCUUUCUUGCCCCGUCACAUCUCUGUCCUUUCUUGCCCCCGCCGCAUCUCUGUCCUUUCGUGCCCUGUUGCAUAGCUGUCCUUUCAUCCCCCGUCGUAUUGUUGUCCUUUCUUGCCACGUCUCAUCGCUGUCCUUUAUUUCCCGUCACAUCGCUGUACUUCCUUGCCCUGUGACAUCGUUGUCCUUUCAUGCCCUGCCGCAUAGCUGUCAUUUCGUGCCCUGUUGCAUAGAUGUCCUUUCUUGCCACGUCUCAUCGCUGUCCUUUCUUGCCCCGUCACAUCGCUGUCCUUUCUUGCCCUGUGACAUCGUUGUCCUUUCAUGCCCUGUCGCAUAGCUGUCAUUUCGUGCCCUGUUGCAUAGAUGUCCUUUCUUGCCACGUCUCAUCGCUGUCCUUUCUUGCCACGUCUCAUCGCUGUCCUUUCUUGCCACGUCACAUCGCUGUUCUUCCUUGCCAUGUCACAUCCUUGUCCUUUCUUGCCUCUAUUGCUUCUAUCCAAUUCUGCUGCCUGUGUUUAGUAACCUGCUGUAAUGUGUGGAGCACAAACAUUUAUUUUUGUUCCUUUCAGGGCCACACGGCUUUUUUGUGAUGUUUACAAUCCGCACAGUAAGACUUACUGUAAACGGCUUCAGGUUCUUUGUCCAGAGCACUCCCGGGACCCAAAGGUAAGCACAGGAGUUUAAUCUAUGGCAUGACCACUCACCACCUGACCUUGUAUAAUUGCUGACCUCUUUUUGUAUCUUGUGAUAUUAGGUGCCUGCCGAUGAGGUUUGUGGGUGCCCUAUGGUAAAGGAUGUCUUUGAUUUGACCGGUGACUUUUGCCGAGUCCCGAAGAGGAAAUGUAACAGACAUUAUUGCUGGGAAAAGCUGCGGAGAGCUGAGGUGGACCUUGAGCGUGUCCGUGUGGUAGGUUUGCACCUAAUUAAUGUCGAGUCUGGUGCUUUAUUGCUAUCUUAUAGUACUAUAAAGGUUUGAUCUGUUUAUGUGAAAUUUUGAUCAUGAUGCUUUUGUUGCUCUCUGCGAUCCUGCCAGCUCUGUUUUCUGUUAUUGUUUUUUUCUGUCUCCCUGUUCAUCUAGAUCAGCUAAUUGUCCAUCUAGAUCAGCUAAUUGUCCAUCUAGAUCAGCUAAUUGUCCAUCUAGAUCAGUUAAAGGGACACUCCAGUGCCAGGAAAACAAUCCGUUUUCCUGGCACUGCAGGCCCCCUCUCCCUCCCAUCCCCGGUUGCUGAAGGGGUGAAAACCCCUUCAGUCACUUACCUGAGACCCCCGCUGAUGUGCCUCGGCGGUGGUUUCUGCUCGCCGCCGCUCCUCCUCUUCCUUACGUCAGCCGGUGGGCGAGACUGAUUCCGCCCGCGCAUUAGAGCUCUCUAUAGGAAAGUAUUGAAAAUGCUUUCAAUGCUUUCCCAUGGGGAAUUGAGCGACGCUGGAGGUCCUCACAUAGCGUAAGGACGUCCAGCGACGCUAUAGCACAAAACCUGUGCUAUGGACCAGCAAGUGCCCUCUAGUGGCUGUCUAGAGACAGCCCCUAGAGGAGGAGUUAACCCUGCAAGAUAAUUAUUGCACUUUAUAAAAAAACUGCAAUAAUUACACUUGCAGGGUUAAGGGUAGUGGCAGUUGGCACCGAGACCACUCCAAUGGGCAGAAGUGGUCAUUUUAAUUGUCUAUCUAGAUCAGCUAAUUGUCCAUCUAGGCUGUUUUGACAUAAACAGGGUUAUUUACUAAAGUGAGAAUGUAAAGUGCAUUCUAAGUGAAUUUCAAAUGUAAGGCCAUGGUAGCCAAACUGAAAGCAGAGCCGACUUAAAGAGAUUUUCCAGUUUGGAUAUUUUGAGUAAUGCUGAAGAUGUGCAAUUCUCAUAACAAUUGUCCAAAACUCACAGUUUAGUGAAAACACAUUGGGCUUUGAAUAUCCCCAGACCAGAUAUCUGAAUAGUGCAAGCUGUGUUCCAGUGCUGGAUUUGCUGAACCCUUCUUUGAUUGUCUUGCAGUGGUACAAGUUGGACGAGCUGUUUGAGCAAGAACGCAAUGUCCGUAUGGCGAUGACAAACAGAGCUGGGCUCCUGGCUUUAAUGCUUCACCAGACGAUUCAGCAUGACCCGGUUACCACAGACCUGCGCACACACACAGAACGCUAACAUGGUGCCCGGCAGUGACGGCAUUUUAUAUCACUCUUCAAAAAACACCUUUUUUUUUUCUUUUUUUUAUUGAUAUUAUUAAACAAUGUUUUUGGAUUCUUUAACAUAGUUUGAUGAGCAGAUUGUAUUGAUCCCGUUAGGUUUGGUGUUUUCUUGUUCAGAAUAUGUUGUUUGUAUAUACGUGCUCCCAGACUCUUUACCUGGUUCCUCUGUCAUUAAAUGAUGCAGUCUCAGCUCGUUACCAGCCUUUUUAAUGAUUUGAAGGAUCCUUAAGCAUAAUUAACCUGCACGUUACCGCUUGUUAGCCCAUUCAGACAUCACAAAUGAAGUGUUUGAGCAAGGUGCAAGGUGUGGGGGAGGGGGUUGAUCUGUUUAGGGGACUUGUGGGAGCCUGGAGUGCUGCGUGAAUCACCCAUUGGAAUAUUCGUCUCAGUUUCUGCUCUAUGUAGCCCUGUGUUGAUUUCCCCCCUCAGCCCAGCUUGUCCACCUUUUGGUAAGUCUAUGCGUGCAUAUUCUGCAUUGUAGCUGUUAGGAGCAAUACGAGGCCUGCUUAGCAGUCCUGUGUGGAGGUGCCUUAAAGGACCACUCCACAAGAAUGUGGAGAAUCCCAUGAUUUCUAUGAAAAAUGUUCAAUUUUACAAAUAUUGUCAAUCAUACAGCCAGGGAGGUUUGCGUUUUACUUCCAUUAGGUCAUCUGGGUGUGCCUGCCUUCCCCUUUGCAUACCUGGUUUUCAGAGCUCUGAUUAGAACGCCGUGAAGGGCGAGCAGGCGCAUGCACAGUAGGAGAGCUUUAGAGGUUUCUCCAUAGUCUCUUCCAUGAAAAAGGGGGAGCGCUUGCAAACUCUGCAAUGAAUUCAAGCAAGUUGUUUUACGGUAUAUGCAUGCAUUCAUUGCAGGGAUAUCUAUUAAACAGUGAAUUAUACUUGUUCACCCAUUUGGACAGUGGAGUGUUUCUUUUAGAUCAGAGAAGGAGACAUUUCAGUUUUGCUUUACUCCACCUUUUUGUAAAUGACUGCUUUUCCUAAAGCACACAGUUUGUUUUCCAGUACGAGCAGUUGCAGGGUUGACAGUAAAUUCAGGUUUUUCGAUACAGAAGUGAUAGGGCAGCCAUGGAUUGGUGCAGGAGACAGGGGCCACCGUGCUCUCAUGUGUCAUACUUAGUAGAAAUCCUGUCUGAAUUCUUCAUGAGCACACUGUCCAGUUUAUUUACUAAAGGGUGAAUAUCAGGAAUUCUAGGCCAUUUGUUUUUGCCUAAUCUUUGAAACCCUUUGUUAGCUGUAAAGGUAUUCUAGAAUCAUUCCAAUAAAUACACCUUCUUCAUGCUACGCGGCCAGUAACCUCUUCAACUUUCCAUUUACUGUACACUUGGCUCAAAACACAGUUCAUGUCCAUUUAUGUUUGUGUAUUGAUUUUAUUUUUUUACAUUUUUUUUUUUAAAGCAUAAUAAAUAAAAAAUUAAAUAUUACGUGUUAUCUAGUAAACGCUGUAUUUUAGCAAACUAAGG
Messenger RNA from Pelobates cultripes (western spadefoot toad), 19717 nucleotides. Lineage: Eukaryota; Metazoa; Chordata; Amphibia; Anura; Pelobatidae. The record is from the annotation of a GenBank genome assembly.